Molecule: messenger RNA, 345 nt
Organism: Trypanosoma rangeli
Lineage: Eukaryota; Euglenozoa; Kinetoplastea; Trypanosomatida; Trypanosomatidae
Exons: 1
Coding region: 1-345 (114 amino acids)
Source: RefSeq, a predicted model, not a curated record
AUGGGGCUAUUUUGGCGAGCUCUGUGCCUAUUGCUCCUUUUGCUGUGCUCCACGCACUGCAGCUCCGCAGAGGAGCGUGGACAGCCGGUGGGAGGUCGCCCACUGAAUGCCCCGGGCCUGGAGCUAAAGCUGCCAACGAGGGAGGAUCUGGAAGGGGCCGCGGCCGCAGCCCGGUCACUGGCAGAGAACGCGGGGGAGAAGGUCAAAGAGGCUGCCGAUAAGGCCACUACGGAGGCGAAAUCUCGCACCCAUUCGCCCGACAGCGCCCCGGCGGCCCUCGCGUUGUUUUCGAGCCCAUUGCAGCUCGCGGCCGCGCUCGCCCUCGCCCUCACCAUUACCGUUUGA